GCCGCAAAGCGAAAGUGCGGGGCCCCUUUGUCAUGGUGUACAUCUAUGCGGCUGGUCUCCCCCACCACUGCCAAUUUUUCCCACCACGCGGCCAACUCCCCUUCUAGUCUAGCGUGAGCCGCGUUUCGCCUCAGUCUGUCGCGCGCCACGAACGGGUGAAUUUCGCAUACGUUUCGUGUGUGUCACAAGCGGUGGUGGUUGUUUUACGUACGUGCGUGUGUGUUUCGACAGUGCGCGCGUGCGUGCAUACAUGCGUGUGCCUUUUACGGUGUCACACACAGUGUAUACGUGCGUCUGAUACUAUCAUCGUGGUCUCUGCUUUCGAACGCUCGAACACAGCAACGGUGACAUCGAGCAUGACAGCGACGCGGGAGUGUUACCCCAUACGCUUUUCACGCUUGAACGUCAGAACGUGGCUCGCGUGUCGACGGCCCAUCGAAGAGGAGCGAUUUCGACGAACACAUUUUUUCCUUCGGAACGUAUGCUCAGGCUGAUUGAAUUGAUGAACGACAGGAGAACGAGAGAAGAGGACGUCGUGGUCUCGAAGGAGGCAAUGACUUGGUUCUCUCUCGAUAGCCGGAGUCGGAGGAGUUAACGUGCGGCGUGCACGUUUCGAACUGAAGGGGGCCAGAAACGUGUACGAGGUCGGGCGAAAUCACGAGGCGAGGUUAACCUCCUCCGCCUUGCCGUGUCGUGUCCUCCCGUUUCAACCACGAAAACGAAACCAGCAGGGAGAAAAAAAAGAGGUGGAGCGAUACCGUGUGGCUCUCGUUGUGAAAGAGAGAAAACGAAAAGAAAAAGAAAAAAGGAAAAGUAAGAGUGACGGAAAAGGAAGAAAGAGAACGAAAGGGUAGAAUAAUAGGAUCGAAACGAGACAGAGCAAAGGGGGAGGGAAUGAACGGCCCUGGGAGUCAUCAGCAUCGCGGCUUGGGCAUGCAGGGACGUUAUAGGGCCGUAGUAACUGCUGGCACCCCGGCAGGGCCCCACUCUCGACCCCCAGCGCCUCCUCACGCCCGCGGUGGAUGGCACCCUCAUAAUCAGCACCCUCAGCACGCCCAGAUACCUCAGCAAUACACCGGCAACAAGGAAUACCCGUAUCGACAAUGUCCACCACCACGCUUCCAUAACGGGGAUUGUCCUGGAGUCGGUACAUCUUCCGGGCCAAACGGCAAGGAAGUUUCGUAUCACGGGAACGUAGGCGGGUCUAGCGUGGGGUACAAACCACCCCCGCAGCACAGUCCACAAUCAAGAGGUCCACAGGCUCAUUUUCCACAAGAGUCCGUGGGCCCACCGGCCAAUUCUCCACCGUUGCAUAUUAACAUUUGCGGGCAAGAGAACGCAAUGCGUGGUCCAUUAUUGAACAUGAGUCCAGGUCUUGGAGCUAGCGGCGUCGAUAUGGAAUAUCGUAGGAGUUCUCAAGCAACAAACCAGCUACCUCUGAGUCCUGUACAAAUCCAGCCAUCGCCGCCAUAUUACAGACAGCCUAGUCAAGACGAUGGUAGAAAGAGCGAAUCUCCUUCGAGGAAACGCCGUCGAAUAUCCCGCAACGGUGCCGUCUCUGGAAUAGAAGUUCGUGAAACUACGCCACCGUCGCCUACACCAUCGUUGCACACUACUCCGCCGCCAUGGGAAUUCUCAACGGCGCCCCAGAGGCGAUCACCUCGAAAUCACAUGUCGACACGCGGCAGUCCAACUAUCAGAAAUCGUUAUCAACGAUACACAGACUCGUUCGGCUUGUCUUAUCCUUUCGUACCCGGUCAUACCCCUCAUCCGCCCAUUCACAACUCCCACCAUGGGAUUCACAAUUCUCAUCACAACAUUUCGCACCAUAAUAUACAUAAUUCGCAUCAUAAUAUGCAUAACGCGCAUCAGACACAUCCCCAUCAUCCACCUGGUACGGGACACCAUCCCGCGCAAGGAGCAAACGGACCUGUGGUCGUAGACGUUGGGCAAGUCGGUGUUUCCGGUUUGGGGGUUGCCGUUAGCGGGGAACCAAUCUGGCAUCCUCAGGCGACAGGUUACAGGAUCCCUUGCCAGCUGCACGGUAUAUACACACCGACCGGAGCACACGCGUUCGCACAUUCGUGUCAGGUUACCCACCAUCAUAGUCACUAUUCAGCGGCUCAUCCGACCCACCCAGGCCACAGUCUGGUCGGUUCAAUAGUUGGCGCUGCAUCCAGAGGAUACCCAACACCAACCGGAGGUCCUGUAGCGGCUCUUCAUCACGCUCACGCGCCUCCUCCACCCGUCCAUACUACUCAUUACACUGCGCACCAUCAACUUUCCCAACAGCGAGAAGUUGAAUUAGAGUUAAUAGAGUCCCAUCAUCAUCAUAGAGUGGGAGCUACAGCCGGUGCCCCAUUACCAUUACCACACUCGUAUUCACCGCCAGCUCUGACUCAAGUUACCACUCCUACUCCUACGCCUAUAUUUUUAUCAGAAACAAGGAACAGUCAAUUGGAAAUGAUUCAAACCAGAACUCGGCGCACACCGUCCAACGUUCAUCACACGCUCAGACGACCAAGGUCGAGUAGAUGGAGAGGUACGCCUCCGAUAGCACCGGCUACUUAUUCAGGAUUCCUGUUACACUUUUUCGCAAUGCUCAGCAAUCCACCAUUAUCUCCGUACAGUCAGGCGGAAUUAUCCUCGCCGGACUCGGCGACCGAAAAUUACGAAGCACUGCUCUCUUUGGCAGAGAGACUAGGAGAGGCUAAGCCACGAGGACUGACUCGGGCUGAAGUGGAGCAGUUACCCUCGUAUAAAUUCAACGCGGAAACGCACCAAGGAGACCAAACUAACUGCGUGGUCUGUAUGUGCGACUUUGAAGCUCUGCAGUCACUGCGUGUUCUACCGUGCUCGCACGAAUUCCAUUCUAAAUGCAUCGACAAGUGGCUUAAAUCAAAUCGAACGUGCCCAAUAUGUCGCGGGGAUGCCGGAGAAUACUUUGGAAACAGCGGGACCGGUAGCGACUGACGCCAAGCCGCUCAAGUACACUAGCGCCAACUGUCACGAAUCUCAGGGACGCUAGUCGACACAGAGCUUCCAGCGAUCACGUUGCUGGUUUGUGUAAAUUUCUGUUGACAAGCAUUUCUCGCCUUUUCUCUGACCGAGUCGUUAGUUACGUCACGGUUGAUCACCUCGAUUUUGCGAAGAGGAGAGGAUUGGGAAUGAAUGAAACACUUAAAAUAAAAAAAAUAUAACGGGGAUAAAAAAAACAUAGUAAAAUUCAGGGUAUGUUGUCAGGGUGUUUGGUGUCGAGAAAUGGACCACACACACGCAAUAAAAGUACACGAUUUAAAAUUGCAGCAUGCAACAUUUUUACAAUGCGAAUUAACGUUUCUGCGUUUAUUCCAUUAUUUUUUUUCUCGAGAAUAGACAAGUCUGACAAGUUUGAGAAAGAAAGAGUGUAUAGUAACAAGUAAUGAGCAAAUCAAUCAAGACCGAAAGCAAUUAAGAAAAUUUCAGAGAUUUGUUAAAAGCUAUGAAGCAUUUCAGAUCAAGAUUAAAGUCUGACUUAAUGUAUUUGUUUUGUUUCAUCGAUGCGCUUCGAGUUUAAUCGUGUUUAAUGCUCGUUUGUUGUUUUUUCCUUUUCAUAUUAUUACUUUGUCAAAUUGUCAAGUUUAUUCUGUACAUAAUUACGUAAUACGCAAAACUAUAAUCGCUACUUUCCAUUAACGUUCCAAUUUUUAUUACUAUUACGAGUACUAUUAUUAUUAUUAUUAUUAUCAUUAUUAUUAUUAUUAUCAUUAUCAUUAUUAUUAUUAUUAUUAUUAUUAUUAUUAAUAUUAAUAUUAUAGUGAUAGUUGUAUUUUUAAUCCUACGAAUUGUACAUAUAUACUCGCAUAAACGCGCUCCUAUCUCAAUGAAACAUACACUACAGCCAAUUUGAUUUUGUAAGUGAUUUUUUUUUUUUUGUAUUUUUUCUCUUUGGGCACAUAACCAAAUGUAGCGUGAACAUUCUUUUCUUUUCUUUUUCUCGCGGCAAACAAGUUAAGAUAUAUCAUUAUGUGGAGUAAACCGAUUAGAGGAAAGAAAAGAUUCGAUCUUUCUAACCUAUAUAUAUAUAUAUGCUUUACGUGUCUUUUUACGUAGAUCGGAUAAUCACUCAUUUGUCACGUCGAACUCGUAAAUGUUUUUCUAUAGCGACUAGGGAUUGUAGAUAAAAAAAAAGAAAAAUUAUUAAAUUAUUUUGUCAGAUGACGUAAAUAUUUUGUAAAUAAUCUGGCGAAACAUUCGAUGUUCGUUUUGAGGAACACAAAAGGUAGUAGAUCCGUUUUUCAUUGUACUCACUUCGUCGCGGAUCGUUUUCUUUCGCCCGAAAGAUAAGUUUCCCUGAUACUAUUACUGAUUCACAGGCUAUCGUAGAACGUAGGAUUAACGGGGGGAAGGGAAAGGAAAAGUAAAUACAUCAAAUAUUGUUCGAAACGUGACGAAGAUUUAAAAAAAAAAAAAAAAAGAAGAAAAGUCAGGCUCUUCAGCAAUAGUUUUCAUGCAAAAAAAAAAAAAGAAGGAAAGAAAGCUGCGUAAAGAAGAUACAAAACUGAACAAAAAAAAAAAAAGAAAGAUAAGAACACUGCUUCUGUUUCCUGUGUAUCUACCUCUAAAUAGAAGAAAUGAAACGAUUCAUAUUUUUUUAUACACACAUCUCAUAAACAAUAAACGUACGUACGCUAAGAAAACCAAAAAAAGAAAGAAAGAAAGAGAAAGAGAGAGGGAGGGAGGGA
Bombus pascuorum is the source of this 4724-nucleotide messenger RNA. It is a transcript of the gene mura, whose product is annotated as E3 ubiquitin-protein ligase RNF38. NCBI's taxonomy places the organism in Eukaryota, Metazoa, Arthropoda, Insecta, Hymenoptera, Apidae. The transcript has 11 exons. The coding region runs from base 895 to 2973 and encodes 692 amino acids. The record is from RefSeq and is a predicted model, not a curated record.